This is a messenger RNA of Prunus dulcis (almond), 1606 nucleotides long. Its product is annotated as nuclear transcription factor Y subunit A-3-like. Gene Ontology annotation, cellular component: CCAAT-binding factor complex. The coding region runs from base 177 to 1238 and encodes 353 amino acids. The transcript has 7 exons. Gene Ontology annotation, molecular function: RNA polymerase II cis-regulatory region sequence-specific DNA binding; DNA-binding transcription factor activity, RNA polymerase II-specific. Gene Ontology annotation, biological process: regulation of transcription by RNA polymerase II. The record is from RefSeq and is a predicted model, not a curated record. NCBI's taxonomy places the organism in Eukaryota, Viridiplantae, Streptophyta, Magnoliopsida, Rosales, Rosaceae.
UCUUUUGUGUGUGUCCAGGAUUGUGUAUUCUGUGUGUUGUGCUGUCACAGCAGCAAAGCCCAAGAAGAAGGAAAAAGUAUGGAGUGUGAGUAUUUUUGAGAGUGUUUUUAUUUACAGAGUUUGAAGAGAGGGGACAUGUCCAAGUUCUUCCCAACAGCUAUAUUCUUUGCUUAUUCAUGCCUUACCAGAUCCCAAAGAAUGUGAUUGAAUGGUUGCAUACUCGCCGAUUACAUGAUUCAUUGAUAGAAUUAUCUAUGCCAACUCAAAACUUGGACAAGAAAUUUUUCAGUCAAAGUUCUGUCCAGUCAAUGCCUCUCUAUACUACUAAUUGCAUGUCGUGGAAUCCAAUUGAACGAGAAAUUCCACAAUCUUCGUCCAAGGAUGCAAGCUUUAAAGUGGAAUUUACGCCACAAGUUCAUCACGAUGCAAAGCAUUUAGGACUUCAACUGCUACCGGACCAGGGAUCAUCAUCCACAACACAAACAAUUAGCCAAUCUCAAGAUCGAUGCAAUUCAUCAGAAUCUGGUGAAGAUGAAAUAUGUGGCAAGGGUGUUGAAGGCCAAAUGAAGCCAGUUUACUUGCUGAAUAAUCUAGACCUCAUGUCAAAUCCUUCUCAAGUUGGUUACGGAAAUUUAAUGGGUCGUGUACCAUAUCCUUAUGCCGAUCCUUACUUCAGUGGGUUCUUGGCUGCAUAUGGACCACAGGCUAUGCCCCAGAUGAUCGCACCUACGCGAGUUCCAUUACCUCUUGAUCUGGCAGAAGAUGGACCCAUCUAUGUCAAUGCGAAACAGUACCAUGGCAUCCUCAGAAGGAGACAGUCUCGUGCAAAACUAGAGGCUCAAAACAAACUUCUCAAAGCUCGAAAGCCAUAUCUCCAUGAGUCUCGCCAUCUUCAUGCCCUGAACAGGGUAAGGGGCUCUGGUGGACGUUUUCUCAGCACAAAGAGGCUCCAACAAUCUGAUCAGAACCCCUCCAGUAGCACCCAUGAUGUUCCGGACUCUGUCAACUUACAUCAGAAAGAUACACAGGACACAGAAAGUCAUCACUUGGGAAGCAGUGAAUUCGUCACUGCCGUUGCAACCCACUCAGACAUAGCAAGUGUUUCCCAUACCAAUGAUAUCUUUCGGCAGCAGGAUCGCAGGUUCUCAGGCAUCCCUUCCCACAUGGGUGGAGCCAUGCAAUUCCGCGGGGGGCUUAUGCGUGCUGGAACCCAGCAUUGUGCUUCAGUUGUCCGGUGAGAGGCGAGCACGAACAAGACUGUCUCACCAGUUUGGCAAAUCAUCCUUGGCUUUACCACUCUAAGAGUCUAGACUCUACCUUUUAUGCAUCUAAUGGAAAUGGCAUUCGAAGACACAUUACAGCCGUAAGGUCUAUAGUAUGUAUUAAAUAUUAUCCUAAUCCUUUACUUAACAUUGAUGAACGGGAUUGUGUUUCGGUGAUACCCUUCUUAUUACGAAAAGUUUGGUUAUUAUUAGAUUCCAAUAUUCUCAUUCUUACGAGCAGUCCUUUGCAUUCUUGUGGGAAAUUCCUUGCAUAAGAUUGGAUCAUGAAACACAAGGAAAUUUGGGCCGUAAUAUCUAUAUAUAUGCUUGCAGCUAGUCUGAUC